Messenger RNA from Melospiza melodia melodia, 600 nucleotides. RefSeq names its product olfactory receptor 14J1-like. The record is from RefSeq and is a predicted model, not a curated record. The annotation marks the transcript as partial. Gene Ontology annotation, cellular component: membrane. The transcript has a single exon. Gene Ontology annotation, biological process: G protein-coupled receptor signaling pathway. Lineage: Eukaryota; Metazoa; Chordata; Aves; Passeriformes; Passerellidae. Gene Ontology annotation, molecular function: odorant binding; olfactory receptor activity; G protein-coupled receptor activity.
GCAGAGCUUUCCCUGCUGACCGUCAUGUGCUACGACCGCUACGUGUCCAUCUGCAAACCCCUGCACUACGGGACCCUCCUGGGCAGCAGAGCUUGUGCCCACAUGGCAGCAGCUCCCUGGGCCUGUGCCUUUCUCUAUUCACUGCUGCACACAGCCAAUACAUUUUCCCUGCCCCUGUGCCAUGGCAAUGCCCUGGGCCAGUUCUUCUGUGAGGUGCCACAGAUCCUCAAGCUCUCCUGCUCCAAAUCCCACCUCAGAGAACUGGGACUCAUUGCUAUAAGUUCCUGUUUGGUAUUUGGUUGUUUUGUGUUCAUUGUUUUCUCCUAUAUGCAGAUUUUCAGGGCCGUGCUCAGGAUUCCUUCAGAGCAGGGACGGCACAAAGCCUUUUCCACCUGCCUUCCUUACCUGGCUGUGCUCUCUCUGUUCCUCAGCACUGCUGCAUUUGCCUACCUGAAGCUGCCCUCCAUGUCUUCCCCAUCCCUGGAUCUGGCCCUGUCAGUUCUGUACUCGGUGAUGCCUCCAGCCCUGAACCCCCUCAUCUACAGCCUGAGGAACCAGGAGCUCAAGGCUGCAGUGAGGAGAUUGAUGGCUGGAUGGUUU